Helianthus annuus (common sunflower) is the source of this 1825-nucleotide messenger RNA. RefSeq lists its product as uncharacterized. The transcript is spliced from 7 exons. Lineage: Eukaryota; Viridiplantae; Streptophyta; Magnoliopsida; Asterales; Asteraceae. Bases 109 to 1635 code for a protein of 508 amino acids. The record is from RefSeq and is a predicted model, not a curated record.
UAGAUGUUGCCUAACCUUUAUUAUAGUUCCCUACACUCCCCUCCAAUUUGUCACACCUCCCCAUCAUCAUAUCUCUCUCUCUUUGUGUUUCUCUAAUAUUUCAAUAGAAUGAAAUUUGAAGAACUCAUCAUGCAGGAGACUCAGCAGAAUCAAAAAACAUUGGCUCUUCAACAAGAGGUUGAGCAACUUGAAGAGGAAUUAGAAGAAGAGUUAAAACUUAGCAAAGUCUUGCAGUAUGCAUUGGAUGGUCCAUGUUGUCCUUGUUUAUCUACUCAAACUCACCUUCCCUUUAAGAUAAAAGAACUGCUUACAGAACUAGCCACAGUGGAAGAAGAAAUCAUGUGGCUUGAAAAAAAGGUUCACAAGUUGAACCUCAGCUUAUACUUAGAGAAAAAACAAACCCGAGAAUGGGAACUGCAGCAGCUAAAGAACCUGCAUCCACGUCACCAACGAUCUAGAAUAAAACCACAUAGGCGACAGCAAAGCAGACUAAAAUUCAUGAACAAUAAUCAUGAAUCACAAGAUUUCGACACGCAGAGAAGACGAUCUUCAUUUGGUUCUUCAGUCGACUUCAAAUACGCUAAGCUUGGGCUUUCGGUAUUGGAAGUAAAUCAUAAUCAUAAUCAUACAAGAAAUCCGAAUAAGUUAUCUGAAGAUCUUAUUAAGUGCUUAAUAGGAAUAUUUCUAGAUAUGAAUCAGCCGUUUCCAGACAGCGAAGAAGGGUCGGAUAUCGCACACAAGCAAGUCUCCUGCAUGAGUUCCAAAAGCUUCAUCUCUAAAACAAGUUUUAACUGUACAGCACCCACAUUUUUCUACAAUAAUAACGGGUCAAGUUACGACCCGUAUUCCAUAUCACUUGACUUUGACGGUGCUGUUAGAGACAUCGGUCCAUACAAGACUUUCACACAGAUUACACGAACUACCCUUGACCAUACGCGCAUUUCUGAAUGUUCCACGGAAGUCGGAAAAAUCAGGGUUUUGAUGCAGAAACUUUGCAGUGCGAAGUUGAACUUGUUGACGUAUAAGCAGAAGUUAGCAUUCUGGAUCAACAUAUACAAUGCCUGCAUAAUGCAUGCGUUUCUACAACAUGGAUUGCCAUCAACACAAGAAAAGCAACUAGUUCUCAUGAAUAAGGCGGUAAUCAAUGUGGGUGGUAUUGUCGUUAAUGCCCUCGCCAUCGAGCACUUCAUUCUUAGGCAUCCGUCAAACUCAAAUCAUGGUCUAGCAAAUGAGAGGGAAAUACUACUACGACACGCGUAUGGGUUAGGGUUCCCAGAGCCCAAUGUGACAUUUGCUCUUUGUAGAGGAAGCUGGUCCUCGCCAGCGCUGAGAGUGUAUACAGCUGAGGACAUAGUGAAUGAACUAGCAAGAGCGAGGCUAGAGUAUCUAGACGCGUCGGUUGGGGUUAUUAGCAAGAAAAAGAUUAUGGUACCGAAGCUUUUACACUGGCACAUGAAGGAUUUUGCAGAUGACCUGGAGUCACUUUUGGAAUGGAUUUAUAGCCAGUUGCCGCAAUCGGGCUCGCUUAAAAGGUUAAUAAUGGAGUGUCUUAAUGGUGAAACGAAAUCCAAUCCCGCUAAAAUGAUAGAAAUUCAGCCGUAUGUGUACGAAUUCAGAUACUUGCUGCCUUCAUAAAAAAAAAAAAAACAUGAAAAGAAAAUUAGUCUUUAAAGAUGGAGAAACCACCAUGCAUUAUUCUUUAUGUUCUUGUUAAAGGAGACAGUAAUAUAUACUAAGGUUUCAUGAGGUAUCAUGAUCAUAGACCCCUUCAUGUACUGUUGAAUGCACAAUGAAUACAAAUGUCCAAAAAUUUAUUCAUGUUAAA